UUAUGUACGAGUUCCAAUUACAUUCUGUUCGGUUGAUUUUAAUUUCAUUCAUCUCGACCGAAUUGUACUCCGUCUACUCCGGAGAACGUGUCCAUCCACGAGGAAAUUCAAAGACGCAUAUGGGGGGAAUGUGUACCGGUGAAGGAAGUUAAUUCAGUGCGUUCGCGGUAGUGCCUUGGCGAACGAGCGCGACGAUCCACCUUGAUCGGACACGCGAGUUUUCCGAACGCGGAAAGGAGAGGCGCCGGCCGCCCGGGAGAGACACCCGGAUACCGAUCGUCCGCGAGCGCGAUUUCGAGGAGCUGCGAUGCGACACACGGGUCGAUUUAUUUAACCCUUUUGAUUACCGCGGGCGGCUGCACGCACGCCCGCGCGCCGGACGGUCUCUCCCUCGUGUGUAAAUGAAUUGUAAAUUGAUUCCCGUCGACGAGACGUGCCGGCUCUGUGCUCCUUCUCUCUCUCUCUCUCUCUCUCGGGAGAAACUCGAUCCUCGAUCUGCGUGUCUUCGAAUAUUACCUCAUCUCAAUUAAAAGCGGCGUCCGUUUCACGUUAACGUAACACUUUCAUCGCUCGUCACGUCACGUAACUCGUGCGUACCGAUCUCCGAUUUCCGGCAUUAUCUCUAUCUAUCCCUUUCCUUCGAAGAGAUGACACGUGAUGCUGCGUGACAGAUAUCUCUUUUUAUACUUUAUGAAAAAAUGUAUGUAUGUAAUUUGUUAAGUAUCGAGAGACGCGCCCGGAAGUGAAAAUAUGUCUCGGCUGUGUUUUCGAUAUCAUUAGAAGAUUCUCUAGAUACGUGUUAAGAGCCUAUAAAAGCGAUUCGAUAUGAAUUUAUCAAGGCCAAGCUCAAAGUCAUUGCGGCUCGCCGCGUUAAUCAUGUCAUUGAUCAUUGUCAACGCACGAUCGUGCGGCGCCGAGACCAGCGGCGAAUAUCUUCAGAAGGCGAUGAUCGAGCUCCAGGAAUUAAAUGUGCCGUCUAACAGCCUGACGAUGAACGACCGGUUCUCAGCGAACCUGAAUUAUCACACGGGCUAUCAAAACGAUUAUAUUCAGGAUAACAGAUAUCGCAAGAUCGGCACCAACGAUGUUCAUCAGGACGCGCAGAAGCCCGUUGCGGCUGUGCCUGUCGAGCAUGUGAACAUGGCUCAUUCUGCCGCGAACAACAUAGCGGAAUAUUACGCGGUACGCGACCCCACUGCAACGGCCAGUUACCCGAAGGUGAGGCAGCCGGAGCCGCUGGCGUUCACGCGAGCGGAGCUGGCCGCGUUAUACAAAAAGGCCUUGGAAAAAGGGUCAGCGAUCAGCGUGGCAUCGUUGACGCAGGCUCUUAAUGCCGCGGGCGGCAACGGCAAUGGCAAUGCGCCAUCGCAGACCGGUCACCUGCCGCUACCGAUUAAACCGAUGUACAACUACUACUUCUUUCCGCUGAAGAGCUUUGCCUCUGAACUGCAGAGGGAUCAUCAAGAGGCCGCGAUCGUUCCGAUAUACGCAGCCACCGAGACCGCGACGAGCACUCAAAAGCAGCUUAUGAAUCCGUUAUUCGUGGCGAUCGGCACGUUCAUUAGCAUGGCACUUUUGUUUAUGAUGGGCGUAUUGUUUCUACCGAAACUGCCACAGUUUGAAUUUUUCAAUGAGCGAGAGCGCGCGAGAAUUGCCGACAACGAUGACUUUUUGCGUCUGACGACUCUUGUGAUGAAUGCCAUAGACGGGCGUAACCGCUGGCGAAAUUUCAGCACAGUUGAAAGUACGUGAUGUAAAAUCAAAGAUAUCGCAUUCUUGCAUUAGAGGAUGAAACCCUGCGAACGUUCACGUUUGUGCGAAACGUUUGAACCGAACGUAGAAGAGAAAAAUUAUGUGUAC
Molecule: messenger RNA, 1860 nt
Organism: Pogonomyrmex barbatus (red harvester ant)
Lineage: Eukaryota; Metazoa; Arthropoda; Insecta; Hymenoptera; Formicidae
Source: RefSeq, a predicted model, not a curated record